Molecule: messenger RNA, 2465 nt
Organism: Lethenteron reissneri (Far Eastern brook lamprey)
Lineage: Eukaryota; Metazoa; Chordata; Hyperoartia; Petromyzontiformes; Petromyzontidae
Product: dentin sialophosphoprotein-like
Source: RefSeq, a predicted model, not a curated record
AUGAAGUCCGGGUCAUGUCGGAGUUGCUGGCACACGGACUUCUCCGAGACUGACGAGGAACGCAGCGACGGAGAGGCGAGCGCGGCCGUCGCCACGGACGUCGAGAUGCCAGAUGACGACGCGACCAGGAGCCGGGGAGACAGAGCAGCUCGCGGCGGCGCGGAGACGGCCCCGGGACGCCGCGAGGGGAACGGGUCAGCGAGCGGAAGCGAGCAGGUUCUACAAGCGGCUCUUCCGCAAGAUCAGGAGGAGUCCGCGAGGCACGAGGAGUCCACGAGGCAAGGGGACACCGCGGGGGAAACUCAACCUCCACUCGACUUGCAAGAGCCCGAAGAGCAUCUGGAUUCCACGCAGCAGCAGGCGCCGCUCACGAAGCCUCAGAGACCUCUUCAACCCAUAAAACCAUUCGACGAGGGAGUUGCAGGUGGCAGCGGCUGGAGUGUCACCCGUUUUCCCACACCUCGAUGGAGCAAAGCGCCGCUCGCCAUCAUGAAAGAACUCCCUCCGUGGAUUACGGACUGGAUGAGGCGUCACAACAGACGAGGGGCGCCUACAAAGACGGCCCAAGAAGCACGCGACAUGGAAGAAGAAGUAGAAGAUGAAGACGAAGCAAUGGACACAGACCACAUGGAGCCCGAGACCGGCACCGCCAACCCCCUGUGGAUGAAUCAGGAAUCAAUUGGAUGUCCCGAGUCAUCUGCUUCCACCAGAGGAAAAAUAUCUUCUUCCCAAGCCACGCCUUCCACAUCUGCGCCACGAGGAGAUGGCACAUUAGCACAGGAAUACCACACAGCAGCACAAGCAGAUGGCACAGCAGCACAAGCAGAUGGCACAGCAGCACAAGCAGAUGGCGUAACAGAAGGAGAUGCUGUAGCAGGAGGAGAUGAUAUAACAGAAGGCGAUGAUAUAACAGAAGAUGAUGACAUAACAGAAGAUGAUUAUAUAACAGAAGAUGAUUACAUAACAGAAGAUGAUGACAUAACAGAAGAUGAUGACAUAACAGAAGAUGAUGAUGUAGCAGGAGAUGGUGUAGCACAAGAAGAUGACAUAGCAGAAGGAGAUGAUGUAGCACAGGAAUACCACACAGCAGCACAAGCAGAUGGUGUAGCAGCACAAGCAGAUUUAGUAGUACAAGAAGAUGAUGUAGCACAAGCAGAUGGUGUAGCACAAGGAGAUGAUGUAGCACAAGGAGAUGAUGUAGCAGGAGAUGGUGUAGCACAAGAAGAUUGUGCAGCAGAAGAAGAUGACAUAACAGAAGGAGAUGACAUAACAGCAGGAGAUGGCGCAGCACAAGAAGAUGAUGUAGCAGGAGAUGGUGUAGCAGGAGAUGGUGUAGCACAAGAAGAUGACAUAACAGAAGGAGAUGAUGUAGCAGGAGGAGAUGAUGUAGCAGGAGAUGGUGUAGCAGGAGAUGGUGUAGCAGGAGAUGGUGUAGCACAAGAAGAUUGUGCAGCAGAAGAAGAUUACAUAACAGAAGGAGAUGACAUAACAGCAGGAGAUGAUGUAGCAGGAGAUGGUGUAGCACAAGGAGAUUGUGCAGCAGAAGAAGAUUACAUAACAGAAGGAGAUGACAUAACAGCAGGAGAUGAUGUAGCAGGAGAUGGUGUAGCACAAGAAGAUUGUGCAGCACAAGAAGAUUGUGCAGCAGAAGAAGAUGACAUAACAGAAGGAGAUGAUGUAGCAGGAGAUGGUGUAGCACAAGAAGAUUGUGCAGCAGAAGAAGAUGACAUAACAGCAGGAGAUGGCGCAGCACAAGAAGAUGACGUAGAAGCACAAGAAGAGUACAUGGCAGCACAUGACGAUGACAUGAUGUCCCCAAGGAGCGACUAUCCGGAAGAGGAGAACUGCUCGCCCCCGACAUCAUCUGACGAUGAGGAAACCUCGCGAGAGGACGCCGUCGAUGGCUUUCCGCCAGACUCGCCGUGCUUCUCGUACCCAGGCUCGCCCAUGUCCGUCGCAACAAACCUGGCGCAGGACGAUGGAUACGACUUGGAGGCGGAGCAGCUGCAGCAGGAAAAUUUCGAGUUGACAUUAUUCGGCGCCUCCAUUCCGUUGGAUGCAGUCGCUGGAGAAACCGCCGCUGAGAUGUUUAAAGCCGGAGCGCUGACCGAAGCCGCUGGGAACAAAGGCGACCCCGAGGAGGAGGGCCAAGGGGCCAGCUUCCCCUUCAGCUGGAGCGAUUUUGGGGUUCAGGGCGACGCGGGUGGAGUUCCGGGCGGAGACCCCACAUUUGCAAUGUUUUAGCGAGACGCUUUGCCACGCACUUGUGUCGUUACGGUGGGCCCACCAAAGUCGCGUAGAAUGUAAAUAAUAAAAUAAUAAAAAUUAAACAUUAAAUAAUUCUCACGACGUUUCGGCCACAACGCAAGCAGCCGUCCUCAGGUGGAGAACAGGUCUGUCGGUAAAGUCACGUAGAAUGGAAAUAAUAAAAUAAUAAAACAUAAUAAAAUAAUUCUCACGACGUU